AUGUUCAGACACUCUACUAUCUUGUACCUGCGUCCACUGGCCCUUGCCGCCUACAUGCGUCGAAAGGCUAUUGUUCAGAUACUGCUCGAAUCUGGUCUGGUGGACAGCGGAGAGAUCAGUUAUGCGGCAGACGUUUGCGCCUUCUCUGAGGCUAAUACAAGCAAGGAUCUCCUGGAACUUACCCCAGCGGUGGUGGCAGUCAGACGGAACUUCUUCAACGCGCUGCCGCUCUUAUACGGUAGGCACACCCAAUCCCGUAGACAGUGCUUUGACCCGAUUGAUCUGCACUACGUUAAUAAAAAGCGCGAAAAAGUUGUGCACUAUGAGGACAUUCUGGAGUAUGGUUUGGAAAUGGCCAAAGGUAACCGGUGGAUAAAUCUUUCACGUUUAUUCGACACCUUGGUUCUUCAGUGUUCGGACUUCUUUGCAGCCCAUACUGGUCACUUAUUUUGCCCAAAGCACUCUGGGCAGAAAUGUUCACUGUUUCUACGCAUAGUAAAGUCAUUGGUCUUGAAAGACCCGCUGAGUCGCUUGAGUUUCCAGUUGAUGCAAUCUCUAGAGCGAAUGGUACGUUUGAAGCUAUUCUAUAAGCCGGAAUACCCAAUAAUUCAACCAAAAACGGCCGAAAAUUCAAAAAAUCUUCCACUGGAUAUUCGUCUGAAAGUGAUGCAGGUGUAUUGGCCUUCAUUUUCCUUCUACCUGAAGGAUUGUUUGCUUUCCCUUGCUCUGCUCUUCAAGCUGUACGAAAUCCUGCUAAACAAACACAACAAUCGACUGCUUGUUCCCUUGUGUGAACUUAUUUAUCAAAGUUCGAACAUUCUGGACUGCUGGUCCAUCAUAAAAGCCAAUUGUCCGGGAGAAUUGCAAAGUAUCCUAAAGUUUUUGCUUAACGCUGAGGUUUAUCACCAAACACCGGCAGACCUGGAUGAGUCCAGUCAAGUCUCACUUGGAAUUGAUGAAGAUGCUGCCAUUCCAAGGAGAUCCAAAUCAGCAGAAGGAGUUUCUGCACUAGAGCCACCUUCGGUGGACAUACUGCAAAGGAUUUUAGGCACUCUGAUUAUUUUCGAUGAGGCUGGACGUGCCUCGCUUUCAGGGAAAUUGUAUUACCCUGGAUGCGCCUUCGAGAAGGAAGCCACAGUUUCUUACGCGAAACCCCUGUCUACUCGACUUGACAGUAUAUGCAUCCUUUGCAAACGUGAAGGCGUAGAGACUAAGUCGCCCAUCUGCGCAUCCACGGGCAGACUGGCGUCACCUAAAGGCAAGAGGUUUAUCGUCGUCGAUGUGAGCAAGUCUCCGGAGCCUGCCGAAACGACGUUCGCAAAGGGACUUCGUGGUGAAAUGGCGAAGAACCGUUGUUUGACACAGCUCGUGCCAGAACUUUUUAAGGGUGAAAGCGAGGAGGGCCGGGAGGCGGCGACUGACGGACACUGUGAUGGAGAUCGCCGCCCAGUCGAAAUCCUACCUACUUCAAGGAUGUUGGUCUCUGACGAGGCUUCCGAGAUGGUCACAUCUGCAAGAGGCUCGUCAAAAGCAUCCUAUCUCCUGUAUAAGCCGCUGCUUGAGGAACCGGAGAAGUCUGUUUUGGAGCAUGCCACGCUGCGAGAGAUGGACCGAGUUAUUGAAAAGAUUGCUGAAAAUGUCACUUCAAUGGGAAUGGGUGAACUAUCUCCCCCUGGCCUCGACGCACUGAUGAUGGAAGAUAUGCUGGAAGAGUACCUGAAUAAAAACACUGCGGGAUUGGAAGUUACUGCUGCCAUGCAUUUUGGCGACCUCAAUGAGAAUGCGGAUAACUUUCUGUUCGAUGGAAAGUUGUCCUCGCUGGUAUGA
Messenger RNA from Dibothriocephalus latus, 1827 nucleotides. The record is from the annotation of a GenBank genome assembly. Lineage: Eukaryota; Metazoa; Platyhelminthes; Cestoda; Diphyllobothriidea; Diphyllobothriidae.